This is a messenger RNA of Cariama cristata (Red-legged seriema), 1164 nucleotides long. It is a transcript of the gene SHC1, whose product is annotated as SHC (Src homology 2 domain containing) transforming protein 1. Gene Ontology annotation, cellular component: plasma membrane. Gene Ontology annotation, biological process: cell surface receptor protein tyrosine kinase signaling pathway; intracellular signal transduction. The record is from RefSeq and is a predicted model, not a curated record. Gene Ontology annotation, molecular function: receptor tyrosine kinase binding. NCBI's taxonomy places the organism in Eukaryota, Metazoa, Chordata, Aves, Cariamiformes, Cariamidae.
GACUCAGCGGGACCUGUUGCUGUCUGUUCCCAGGAUAUGAACAAGCUGAGCUGUGGGAAGAAGACGCGGGUGGAAGGCGGCCAGCUGGGGGGUGACGAAUGGACCCGCCACGGCAGCUUCGUCCAUAAGCCCACCCGUUGCUGGGUGGACCCGGGCUGGCUGCACCCGGAUGACAAGGUCAUGGGCCCCGGGGUCUCCUACCAUGUCCGGUACAUGGGCUGUGUGGAAGUCCUCCAGUCCAUGAGGGCUUUGGAUUUCAAUACCAGGACGCAGGUCACCAGGGAGGCCAUUGGGCUGGUGUGCGAGGCCGUGCCUGGAGCCAAGGGAGCCGUUCGGAGGAGGGAGCCCUGCGGCCGCUCCCUGAACUCCAUCCUGGGCAAGAGCAACCUGAAGUUCGCCGGCAUGCCCAUCACCCUGACCAUCUCCACCAGCAGCCUCAACCUCAUGGCUUCUGACUGUAAGCAGAUCAUCGCCAACCACCACAUGCAGUCCAUCUCCUUCGCUUCUGGGGGAGACCCGGACACAGCCGAGUACGUCGCCUAUGUUGCCAAAGACCCUGUGAACCAGAGAGCCUGCCACAUCCUGGAGUGCCCCGAGGGCUUGGCGCAGGAUGUGAUCAGCACCAUUGGGCAGGCCUUUGAGCUGCGGUUCAAGCAGUACCUGAAGAACCCCCCAAAGCUGGUGACACCCCAUGACAGGAUGGCAGGGUUUGAUGGCUCUGCCUGGGAUGAGGAAGAGGAGGAACCAGCCCCGGAUCACCAGUAUUACAACGACUUCCCUGGCAAGGAGCCUCCCAUCGGGGGGGUUGUGGACAUGCGGCUGCGGGAAGGAGCUGCUCAGACCCCCAAUCACUUGGGGGCCACGCUGCCCGUCGGCCAGUCAUCUGGCGGGGAGUAUGACCCCCGGAAGCAGCACACUCCUGCCCAAGCAGGGAGAGAGAAAUACCCGGCUCCGGCAGGCGCGGCUGGUCGCACGGACCUGUUCGAUGACCCGUCUUAUGUCAACGUGCAGAACAUGGACAAGACACGCCAAGCGUCGGCCGCGGGCACCCCUGCGACAGCCAACGGCGGGACCCAGAGGGCCACCUUCGACAUGAGGUACGUGCUGACCGGCUUGCAGGGUGGGCAGCCCAAGCAUCUGCUCCUCGUCGAUCCUGAGGGAGUG